CCAGUUACUAUCGAGUCAACUUCCUCACAGAGAUGGGAAAACAUAUCUUAGGAUGGAGACUUUUCUACUUGAUAUGUCUAGGAUUUACUAUGUCAGCAUUCCACAUCAUAGAGGCAAGAUCAGUGGCCACUACUAGUUCAGCUAUUGUCCACGUUUUGUCCAACAACAGUUGUUCCGAUACCAAUGUGAAACUUCUGCGUCAAAGCUGUAACUUCAACAGUGAUUUCUGUGGCUUCGGUCAACAACAGUGGAAGGCAUCAACUCUACGAUAUUACGCAGGCGUCACUUCUCUUCACAACGGAAGAUUUAUCUACCCACCUAGUAGUUCCUCCAUUUAUACCCCAUUCAUCAGCAGCGGGGCUGUGUGUUUCCAGUUCUGGUACGCAAUGACCAAUUCAAAAUCCAAUCUGGAGGUUCUGGUGGAUAUCAACGGUCAGGAGACGUUGUUAUGGAAAGAGACAGGUAAACCUGGAAGUGAUUGGAGGACGGCGACAUUGGCAAUUUCCAGUCAGAUACAAUUUAAGAUUGAAUUCAAAUUUGUAAAACCUUAUCAUUACACUAACCUGGGUUUGGACGACAUCAAAAUAUGGGAAUAUCCUUUGACUACAACAAAAAUGCCAACCACGACUCCAUCCACCACACCAACAACGAAAAAAACAACGACAUCAACAACUAGACAAACCACAAAACCAACAACUUCAACAACAUCAACAUCAACGACAACACCAACAACUACAACAACUACUACCCCAGCAACUACACCAACCACUACACAAACCACUACACCAACCACUACACCAACAACUACAACAACAUCAACAUCAACGACAACACCAACAACUACAACAACUACAACAACUACUCCACCAGCAACUAGACCAACCACGACACCAACCACGACACCAACGACUACACCAACAACUACAACAACUACUCCCCCAGCAACUACUCCAACCGCUACACAACCCACUACACCAACCACUACACCAACCACGACACCAACCACUACACCAACAACAACACCAAUGACUACACCAACCACGACACCAACAACUACCCCAACCACUACACCAACAACUACACCAACAACAACAACUCCAUCCACAACAUUAAUCACUACACCAACCGCGACACCAACCACUACACCAACCACAACACCAACAGCUACACCAAACACGACACCAAAGACUACACCAACAACUACAACUACUACACCAGCAAAUAGACCAACCACUUCACCAACAACUACACAAACCACUUUACUAACCACUACACCAACAACUACACCAACCACUACACCAACCACUACACCAACAACUAUACCAACAACUACACCAACAACUACAACACCAUACACAACACCAAUGACUACACCAACCACGACAACAACAAAUUCACCAACCACUACACCAACAACUACACCAACAACAACAACAACACCAUCCACAACACCAAUGACUACACCAACCACGACACCAACAACUACCCCAACCACUACACCAACAACUACACCAACAACAACAACUCCAUCCACAACAUCAAUCACUACACCAACCACACCAACCACAAAACCAACAACUACACCACCACCAACAACAACAAGAACUACACCAACCAUGACACCAACCACAACACCAACAACUACUCCAACCACUACACCUACAACUACACCAACCACUACACAAACCACUUCAUCAAUCACACUACCAUCCACGACACCCACCACUUCACUAACAACGAAACCGACAACGACUACGACCACUACGCCAACAGCUGCGACAUCCGCUUCGCCAACAACUAAACCAACUACUACAGGCACGAAACUUACGACUAUACAAAAGCUAACCACAUCAGAGAUAUCAACAACAGCACAAAUAACAACACUAACAAAAGUUUCAAUUAAGAUACCAACAACAACAGCAGCAUCUACAAAUGCAGAAAUAACAACAGAUGAAACAUCAUCAGUGAACCACAUCCAUAAAUUUGUUCAGCACACAACAGCUAAGGAAACAAAGAAACCUUCAACGAAGCCAACAACCGAACAAGUGUCAGAAAUAUCACCCAAAGUAACAAAUAAGACGACAUCUUCAACAUUAUCAGAGCAAUCGACAACGCCAGUAACAACGGACCAAUCGUUGGAAAUAUCAACAACAUCGGAAUUAAAUACAAUACAAUUUACAAAUAUGGCGUCAACCCAUAAUUCAUCAAUUUCUGUAUCUACGCCUAGAAUUAAAUCUUCUUUUCCGACUCAAACAUCGUCACAUCGAUCAACUUCUUCCGGUCACAGAGAACACCAUAGCAUUCAUGGUCCUGCGUCGACCAUGACUUCUUCUAUUAGCAAUAUUGGAAACAAAGACGCUCAAAAUAACGUGUCGUUCUCCAGCAGUCACAAAACGGGGAUUAUCGUUGGAUCCAUCAUUGGGUGUUGUGCUGUGGUUCUGGCCUUAAUUGUCAUUAGAAAGACUUGGGCAGCAAAAAGAAAAAGUUCUCAACUAGAUAAAUCGUAUAUCAGUGAUGAAUACAUUCCUGAACAUCUUAUAAUGAAAGGAAUGAUAAAAGUAACGACUAUUUAAGUAAUUUAAUGAGCAAACACAAGAGAUACUGUUGAUGCCUGUACAAAUUAAAGAACAUACAAACUGAUGCUUUUAAUAAACGGUAACGCGCAGGUUUUGAUGUGUAUUUUUCAAUAGUUUACAGCUAGGAUAAUUAACGGACGGUCCAGAGUGAAAAUCAGAUUUAGUUGUUUUUUGUAUGAGAAUUAACAAGGAUGUGUUAUAAAUACAAUUAAUAUUAAACAGAAUGUACAAUUGGAACAUAAAAAAAUAAUCUGAUUGUCUGUUGUUGUAACAUGCAAUGUAACCUUGGAUAUAUCAUGACUGGCAUAUCAAUAAUAUAUAAAAAAAGUGUUUGCAAUUCCUAUUUACGGGAACCUCUUCCUUGACAACCGUGUAGCUACAAAUGCAUGAUGAUGCGAUAUGGCUGUUAUGUCAGUAGUUCAUAAUAAGUAUUCGCCCUGCUGAAUUCCCGUAAAUUGUGUACCUCGGAGGUAAAAUAGAUUAUGUGUGAUGAAAUGACGUAGCUGUAAUAUCAAAUAGUGCAUCACUGGUGUUGAUCAUGCUGAAUUGGUAUUUCCUUGACAGCCAUGUAGCGAUAUACGUGAUGAUAAACCAUGUUUGUUAUUGAAAUAACGUGUAAUUAGUGUCAGCCAGUCUUAUUUACCCUGUACUAAUUCAUUGGAAGCUAGGUAGAACAAAAUCUUUAUGAUAUAGAGCGUAAUUAUGUUUCCAUUGUCAGGAAAUUUAAAGAUUUCAUUGUAAGGUAAUUUAACGUUUCCAUUGAACGACGGUAAUUUAAUGUUUCCAUUGAAAGGUGAACGUCUCCAUACUAAGGUUGUUUAACGUUUUCAUUGUACGUUUGACGUUUCCAAUGUAAGCUUAUUUAACGUUUCCGUAGAAAGUUAAUUUAAUGUUUCCAUUGUAAGUUUGACGUUUCUAUUGUACGGUAAUUAACUGUUUCCCUUUUAAUGUAAUUUAACAUUUUCUUAUAGAUUAAUUAAACAUUUCCAUUGUAGGUCAUUUAUGUACACGAACUUGUUGUCAAUGGUAUAAAUCUAACCACAUUUGUUCAAUCUGUUGUUAAGAUUUGCAUUGUUGCGAUAUGACUGCUAAUGUGUGUACUGUUAAUUUUUCGUAUAUACAUGUGACAUAAGCAUAUAAAUGUUAACAAUAACUACAAUGUAUAUACUUGUAUCAUUACAAGUUACAGCUGUAAUUAAGCGUUAAGUAUAUUAAGAAAAGCGAUGUAAAACAAGGUAUAUUCUGACUUAAGUACUUUUAUAGCCUUAUAAAAAAAUAUAUGAAAAUAUUUAUUGUUCGUGUAACCUGGAUUCUACAACAACAAACAAUGUAACCCUGGUCCAUUAAUAUAAACACCACGGUGCUGUCUGAAGGUCUUUGUUUUUCAGUGUAAAAUACACGUACCUUCAAUGAUAGAAUCCCUUAUAUUAUAAUUCAAAAUAGUUCGAAAUUCAUUAGAGUCAUAUUACACUCUUUUCUAAUAUUAUGUUUAGAUAUACAUGUAUCUGUAAGAAAAUCUCUAGCGGCUUUGCCCCGAUUGUAACACAAUCAGGGGAUAUAUUUACGCGCUUUCUUUUUUAUUUGAGGUCUGGUAAUGUAAAUGAACUACGCGUCUUCUCUUUUGAUAUGUUUAAAGUAAACAUGUUUAUAAAACCUUUAUUUGAUUUCACUAACCAUUUUUAAUAUUGUUAUAAAUGUAUGUGAUGAUCAUACGGCACUGACAACAUUAUACUGGAUGUUGUCGUUAUAAAUACAUAACGCUGUGUUAGAAAUAUGACAAUAGUCUCCCUGAUUCGUAUUGCGAGUUUUUCAAGCAGGAAGUGUGCAUUUUUUACGGAAAUUCUGAUACCAGUUGUACUGCCUGCACACAUGCAAAUAAAGACCAAUGGUAAAAAAACAUAUAUAUUAAAAAAUAAACACUUAUAAAGCAUAAGGGUUUUUGGUAUAUUAUAUUACUCCUUCACAAUCUACAUUUGUCAUCAGUCAUGUUCAUGUAAUCAAACUGUAUUUAAACAUUCAAAGAUAGUUCAGUGUCGGAAUAGAACUUACAAUGUAAAAAGCAUCAAUGACAUCAGACUAGAUUGAUUUGGUAUAUACCGAGUACAUAUUUAACCUAUUGGAAUAUUAUGCAUAUUUAAUUUAACACGGAAAAAGGAUUUCUUAAAAAUUUGGUGAUUGUAUUUUGUAUUUAUACAGGUAAAUAAUCUAUAUAUAUAUAUGUCAUUUUAAGAUAGCAUGUUAGAUAUCAAUGUGUGAGAUUGAAAUGCCUGAUAAUAUAAUGAUACUAUGUUUUACAUUUUGUAUGACGAAAUAGAUGAGAGAUAUACGAUAACAGGAUGCGUGUAUGCAAGUGAAGGUUGGAUCUAGCCACGAGGACAAAUUUAUAAAUGAAAUAAAAUUAAAAUUUAAGAUGCUUCAACAAAUUAAAAACUGUAUAUAUCCAAACUAUAUCAUUGCUCCUAAAUGUUAUCUUCCUGCUUUUUACCAGUAUAAUUAUUCUUAGGUUAUGUAUAAGAAUAGCAAUGCGAAUAUAUGUAAUAGAGGAAGCAAUGCGAAUGUAUGUACAUGUAAUAGAGUAACAAUGUAAAUGUAGGCAAUAGGGUCCUGCGGCAUAGGAGAGGCGAUGUUAUGAGGGUGCCUAAUACUGAACUAGAAGUUGAGAGAGGUAUACAUGUAGCUACAUGUAGUUGGAGAGAGAGAACAUAAUUUUAACCAGAGUCCAUCUGUGAUCAAAUGUAACCAGAUUUCCAAAUAAUAAAGUGAAUUUAAAA
Mizuhopecten yessoensis (Yesso scallop) is the source of this 5347-nucleotide messenger RNA. RefSeq names its product mucin-2-like. Bases 33 to 2573 code for a protein of 846 amino acids. Gene Ontology annotation, cellular component: membrane. The record is from RefSeq and is a predicted model, not a curated record. The transcript has 6 exons. Lineage: Eukaryota; Metazoa; Mollusca; Bivalvia; Pectinida; Pectinidae.